AUGUUCAAGGGAGAGUCCAGGGUGCUGACUGUGUCCAUUGCCUGGCGACUCAGUGCAGAUAAAGGUAGAAGCCAUUUGAAUCGGCAUACUCAGACUUGUCCAGCACGGAUUGGAAAUAACAUAAAUCAUCAGAAAGCUCAGCGAGAGCGUCAUGUUCUAGCUUUACCAGCAAUGGAUGAUAUGAAUCCCUCAGAGCAAAAUACCUCAUCAACUCAGACUGCUACUGAUAUAACCAGGAAACCUGACCAAGAAGCAUCUUAUCAAGAGUUAACUAGAAUGAUUAUUUCACAUGGCUAUCCCUUGUCGAUUGUCGAGCAUGAAGAAAUGAGAAGAAAAGAAAAGGCUGACCUUAAGGAAAGAAUUGCACUCUUGUCCCAUCGGGUUUCCUUGUCAGCAAGUGUUUGGGCUCCUCAUGGAGCUGAGGCCUUAGUGAAGUAUCUCUGUUUGGCAGUGCAUUUUAUUGAUUCUGACUGGAAACUUCAAGGAAAACCAUCAAAUUUGAAGAUAACAAAACUGUUGAGUCUGUUUGCAGGAUACUCAGGGCUUUUUUAUCGUGCUGUUGAAGUGAUUUGUGGUCCUGUUUGCCCCACAGCAAAUAUGUACUUCAAUGAACUGUGGAAAGUUAGAACAGCUUUGCAAGAAGAAGCAUCAACUGAUCACACUGAACUUGCUAACAUGGUUUGGGAGAUGCAGGAAGCAUUCAAUGAGCAUUGGCAAAAUUCAUAUGUGUGGCUGUCGAUACCUGUUGUUCUUGACCCCAGAUUCAAAAUUACUUUUAUUGAGUUCGUUGGAUGGAUUGACAGUGAUUCAUUGGAAGAUUGGGAUGAGCAUCUUAAUGCACAGACAAGGAACCAACAAUUGACAGAACUUGACAACUACCUUGAAGAUUGUCUUGUCCCAAGGAAGGAUGAUUUUGAUAUUCUGAACUGGUGGAUGAGUAAUUCUACAAAGUAUCCAACCCUUUCAGUUAUGGCACGUGAUGUCCUGGCAGUUCCAGCUUCUGCUGUUAAUUUUGAGCCCGCGUUAAGCGGUGAGAUCAGAAGAUCACAAGCAGUUCAUAACCAUAGUGCUUCUAACCUGGGAAUACAGGAUGAUAUCAUUGAGUACACCGCCCAUUUUAUUGUGCUGUAUAUCAGACAUCUACGCAGCCACUGGUAUCUGGGGCAGAUUAUUUGUACAGAGCCAUUGACGUGCUGCUGCCUGAUUGAGAAUUCUUGUAUGACGGCAAUAGAAAGCCAUUUGAUGACUGAUGUUCUGUUCAUGUUAUCUUAG
Messenger RNA from Miscanthus lutarioriparius, 1272 nucleotides. NCBI's taxonomy places the organism in Eukaryota, Viridiplantae, Streptophyta, Magnoliopsida, Poales, Poaceae. The record is from the annotation of a GenBank genome assembly.